Messenger RNA from Equus quagga, 2495 nucleotides. It is a transcript of the gene INHA, whose product is annotated as inhibin subunit alpha. Gene Ontology annotation, biological process: SMAD protein signal transduction. The transcript is spliced from 2 exons. The coding region runs from base 1411 to 2316 and encodes 301 amino acids. Gene Ontology annotation, molecular function: cytokine activity; growth factor activity. Gene Ontology annotation, cellular component: extracellular region. NCBI's taxonomy places the organism in Eukaryota, Metazoa, Chordata, Mammalia, Perissodactyla, Equidae. The record is from RefSeq and is a predicted model, not a curated record.
GGGACCCCCGGCAGUGACUGGGGAAGGUGGGGAUCCUGGAGUCAGGCGUUUGCCCCGAAGACAUGCCCUGGGAGGCUUCACGCGCAGGGGCUCUGAGCCCGAGGAGGAGGAUGUCUCCCAGGCCAUCCUUUUCCCAGCUUCAGGUAACGAGCAAGGGUGGGGAACUUGGAGGGCGGCUUUGAGAAGCAGCACGGUACAGCAUGGGCUUGGAAGCCAGGCACAUCUCACUCAACUGGCUUUGCAGCAAUGGGCUGGUUACUAAAGCUCCCUGACCCUCUGCCUCUUCUUCUGUAAAUUGGGCAAUAACGCCCACCUCUCAGGAUUAAGUAAGACGGGGUAUCCAGAAUGCAUGCCACAUGGGAGGGAUUUGGGAGAUAUUCAUCCGGGCAACCAAAAGUCUCUGGAGACAGAGAAUCUGGGCCUGGGCCCCUUCCUGUCACCUUUCCUUCUUUCUCUGCUUCUCCCUGCUCCAAACCUUCUUCCUUUAGCUCCAAGUAGCUGACACUUGAGAAGAUGUCAGAGAUGCAGGAGAAAGAGCAGUUGGGGAACUUUUCUGGGAAACCUGUCCAUCUUCUGUGGAAUUCCCUUCUCAUCUCCUUAUGUGUGUCCCCAUGGACUGAACCAGUAAAGCCCUCCUCUGGGUCGACUUUCUUGUAAUCUGGCCCACCUUUCCCUUAGGGAGGACCCCGGCCUGCUUCCCCGUGCCUCAGCCCCCGUGCAGCACAGUUGGUCAAAGUGUGGCUUUGGGAUCAGGCAGAGUCCCAGUCUGGCCACUUAGUAGUUAAAUGUCACUUCACCUUUCUAACCCUCAGUUUCUUUAUCUGCAAAAUGGAUCGGUUGUUGUGAGGUUUAUGAUGAGAGAAUCCAGGUAACAGUAUAGCUCUAACCACCCGUCCUUUGACUGGUGCUGGUCCGUGAUGGUUUAGUGUGGUCCACGUACCUAUCAGGGUCAGGAUGCCGGCUCCACUUUCUUAGAAAGCACUGCCCUCUGUCCCGAGUUACAGUCUUUCUUUUACUCCUCCUCCUCCUUCUUUUUGGUGUUAACCUAUCUUUUUAAAGUGGAAUUACUAUGUUUUAAUUAAUUUUUUUAUUGAGGUAACAUUGGCUUAUAACAUUCUAACACGACAAUAUAAAUCUCAGUUGUACAUCGUUAUAUUUCAGCUUCCGUAUGGACGACGUGGUGUUCACCACCAAAAGCCUAGCUGCCAUCCGUUAAAAGUGGGAUUAUUUUAAAGAAUUUUUCCUGCACUAUUUCUGACAUGUAAAAAGAUGUAAAGAGUAAUACAACCAAUGCCUGUGUUCUCACCAUUCGAGGUACCAUUUCACACUAUCAGAUGAACAAUUUCAGGCUAACCAACAAUUCCAAGUGUUGGUGGAGGUGGAGAGCAUGGAGCCUCUGACACAUUGCUGAUGGGAAUAUUAAUCGGUGAAGCCACUUCAGGGAGAAGUUGGCAACGUCUUGUAUUUUUUCAGCCCUUUAAUGGUUCCAGAUGUGAGGAUGAGCCAGCUGCAGGAGAGCUGGCCCAGGAGGCUGAGCAGGGCCUCUUCACAUACAUAUUCCGGCCAUCUCAGCACAUGCACAGCCGCCAGGUGACUUCGGCCCAGCUGUGGUUCCACACCGGACUGGACAGGCAGGGCACAGCAGCCUCUAAUAGCUCUGAGCCCCUGCUAGGCCUGCUGGCACUGUCAUCUGGAGGUCCCAUGGCUGUGCCCGUGACCUUGGGCCAGGCACCCCCUCGCUGGGCCGUGCUGCACCUGGCAGCCUCGGCCCUCCCUCUGCUGACCCACCCUGUCCUGGUGCUGCUGCUGCGUUGUCCUCUCUGUUCCUGCUCAGCCCGGCCUGAGGCCACACCCUUCCUGGUGGCCCACACUCGGGCCAGGCCACCCAGCGGAGGGGAGAGAAUCCGACGCUCGACUCCUCCACUGCCCUGGCCUUGGUCUCCCGCCGCGCUGCGCCUGCUCCAGAGGCCGCCAGAGGAACCCGCUGCCCACGCCAACUGCCACCGAGCGGCCCUCAACAUCUCCUUCCAGGAGCUGGGCUGGGACCGGUGGAUCGUGCACCCUCCCAGUUUCAUCUUCCACUAUUGUCACGGUGGCUGUGGGCUGUCUGCCCCACCAGACCUGCCUUUGCCGGUCCCUGAGGUUCCCCCUACUCCUAUCCAGCCCCUUUCUUUGGUGCCAGGAGCCCAGCCCUGCUGUGCUGCCCUCCCGGGGACCAUGAGGCCCCUCCGUGUCCGCACCACCUCAGAUGGAGGGUACUCGUUCAAGUACGAGAUAGUGCCCAACCUUCUCACGCAGCAUUGUGCUUGCAUCUAAGAGUCUUGCUGGUGGCCGGGCCCCCUCUGUCGCCAGCUAGAGGAAGGGCAGAGUUCAGAAGAUGGAUGGUUCCCACUUCCCUCUUCCUUCCACUUCUCUGCCUGAAGGCUCUUCUCCCCAUCCCACCCCUGUCCCAUGGGUAACAUGUGACAAUAAACAACGUAGUGCAUAUGACUUGG